Molecule: messenger RNA, 2151 nt
Organism: Cetraspora pellucida
Lineage: Eukaryota; Fungi; Glomeromycota; Glomeromycetes; Diversisporales; Gigasporaceae
Source: the annotation of a GenBank genome assembly
AUGUUCCGUGGCGCGAGACACUCAUUGUUAAGAGGGAAAAAUAGUUUGACUCGUACUUUUAGUAAAGAUGCUUUCGAAAAAGGAAAGCUAAGUUUCAGGCGUAGCAUAAGCAUGAAAAAAGAUGUUCUUCGUGAUGUUACUGAGAUCUUAACCUUGGAAGAAGUUCAUUUAAUUGUUAAAAGAUGUGCCGAUGAAAUACUAGAAAGAGGACUGCAUGAAAUUGAUAUCUUUAAACCUACUAAAGUUGGUGACAAUGCCGAUGAGGUCAGGUACCUUAUCAAAUGUAUGCUAAGAGAAUAUCGUAUCCAAUUUGAGGAUGAGAUCAAAAAUCGAAACAUUCGCGACGUCGCUUCAGCUAUGAAGUGGGCCCUUAGGCAUAGCGCCUCACCACUUGUUCCUUAUUCUAAUUAUGAAGAAUUUGUUAGAUAUGAACAAGAAUGGGAUUAUGAUCCACAAAAAGGCUCAUUUAACCAAUUCCUUCUUUACCUUCCUAAACAAAAUCAAGAAAUUCUUAUUGAUCUAUUUGAGCUUUGUUCUCGAGUUACUGCCGAAUCUAAUAUUAAUAAUAUGUCUGCCCAAAAAAUUGUAAAAUCUUUGGCCCUUUGUAUAUUAGGAGAAUCUUCAAGAAGUUUAAGAAAUUUUGACUCUGCUUAUUUAGAAUGGUCAAAAUGUUCUGAUGCUUGUCUACACCUUUUUCUUGCCUAUUUACGUGAAUUACAAUUCUUUUCCCCAGAUCCUCGUUUAUCAAAAUUAUUGAAUAAUUAUGUCGAAUAUCGUAAAACUUCUAAUGCUACUAUCAAAGCUAUUUCUCAAAAUAAUUCUGAUUUAAAACUUUAUCAACAAAUAAAAAGAAUGACUACUAUCAUAGAAGAAGAUGAUGAAUCUGUUAGUAUGUUAAGAGUUACUAGACAAUUUGCUACUACAAAACAAAAGAUUGAAACAAGAACUUCCAUGAGUUUUCUACCUGAAGUUAUGGACGGUUUAAAACGUCAAACAAUUGUUCGUCCAGAUGAAACUAUGUCCACUGACGAAAUGCGUACUGCCAAACAAAUGUGGGAACAAUUUCAAAAUCAUGGCAUUGGUGCCUUAUCUGAUGAUUUUUUAAAAUUAUACUUUUUACUUGAAAAAGCUAACGCUUUAAGAAAUUUAAAAGAUCCUCAAGUUAAAUUUGUUAGAAAAGGACAUAAAAGUUUUUAUCUGAAUUUACCUCCAAUUAUUACUAGUAAUAUUUCUGGUUCUCAUAAACAAAUAGAAUUCACAGAAAGAAAAAAUAAUAAUGACUCUAUUAGAAGAAAUUUAUCUCGAAGAAAUUCAAGAAAAAAACCUCAUAAAAAUAAUUUAAAAGGAAAAAAGAAAUCGACUAAAUUCCAAUCUUCGAAAAGAAAACGUGCAUCUCUUUCUUCUGAUUCUGAUCAAGCUAAAGAAAAUGAUGUAGAAAAUUUAGAGGAUUGGAACUUAAUUGAUCAGUCGAAAGACUUACCUAUAACCACGCAUUUAAGCAUUGAAACAAUUGAUGAAAUAUUUCCUUAUGUUUGGAUAGAAACAACUGCUGCAGAUCAAGGUGAUCGAUGGGGUGAAUGGGUCUUUAUUGAACCAAGAAAAGGUUUAGUUCAUGAAUGUGAAUGGGUUAUGAUUGAAGAAAAAUCUCAUGCAUUUUCUGGAUCACAAUCAACAAAAACUCCUGUAAGUGGAAAAAGGAGAACAUUAAACAUUCCAUGGACUACUAAAGGGAAAGAGAAAUCGAGACUUUCAAAUCCAAUCAAUGAGAUUGGAUCAUAUCCAUCAUCCACUUCUUCCAGUUCAUUUGCAUCAUCCAGUUCCCCUAGUUCACCCAUUUUAUCCAGCUCGUCCAGUUCACCAAUUAUAGUAUCAAAUCGAAAUAUGCCAGAUGAUAACGAAGAUAUGUUUACCGUGAUUUAUCAGUUUGAAAAUACAAUGAAUGAAAAUAUUAUGAAAAACACAACAAAAGGAAAAAAAAUCGUUCCAUAUAAUCAAGGAAAUACUUAUGAUUAUUUUGGAAAAGAUUAUGUUGAAAGUAAAGACAAGUUACCAAUACAAACUUCAAAAAAAGGAAAGAACUCUGUAAAGAAAAAUCCUAAGAGUAAGGAUAAAAUUGCUAAAAGACAACGAAUUAUGCAAAUUGGUGUAUAA